Molecule: messenger RNA, 2439 nt
Organism: Amphiprion ocellaris (clown anemonefish)
Lineage: Eukaryota; Metazoa; Chordata; Actinopteri; Pomacentridae
Gene: phf23b
Product: PHD finger protein 23b
Exons: 5
Coding region: 537-1490 (317 amino acids)
Biological process (GO): negative regulation of autophagosome assembly; positive regulation of protein ubiquitination; negative regulation of autophagosome maturation
Source: RefSeq, a predicted model, not a curated record
UGCCGCGCACGGACGGAGAGGACCGUGCGAAAUAAAGCAAAACUCCAGUCGUUUUGUAUGCCUACAGCGAAGACGCGAAGAAAACUUCAUCUGGGAACUUCCUACCAUGGAUCAGCAAUCAUUACUAACGCUUAUUUAAACAGAGUUUACAGUUCGGAUGUAUUUCGGUACUGAUGGUUAUAUAAAUGCACUGACGAAGAAACUGGAGCUUUAAGUGUAGCACGUUAAGCGACAGAGGAAUUAGUAAUUUGUGGGGCUAAUAGUGUGGCGACAGCCCGGAGAAGGUUUGCUUCUGAUACGUUAACCCUUGUUACGGACCCCCAUCAAGGGAAUACAACAUCAACUUCGACCCACAGUGGAGUGUUUGGAAGUAGGGUCUUUUCGAUAUUCUUCGUCCUUGCCUUUCUGCUGCUAAAGUUGCCCGGCGGUGAGGUGCAGCCACGCCGGGGGAAGGCACGGAGCGACGGCCGCUACUCUCCGGCUAGCUCGGCUGCUGCUUCUGUUUCUAGCAUCGAGGCCUUGUCGGUUAGGCGACAAUGCUUGACAUAAUGUCUGAACACCAAGAUUCACUGUUGACGUGCAAAACGGAACCUCUGCCCCCAGAGAGGAAAAAGAGGACUGUUGAGGACUUCAACAAGUUCUGCAGCUUUGUCCUGGCUUAUGCUGGUUACAUCCCCAGUCCAAAGGAGGAAAGUUCAUGGUCCCCAACAUCAUCCAGCUCUGCACACAGUUCAGGGUUGUCGGCAGAUGGGGGCAGCAGCUCCAUUGGCAACACUUGGGCAGAUGGAAGCUCCGACAUCCACACCAUCCAUACAUUCGUCCGUAAAGCUCGAGCAAAUAAGGGUAAAAAUAUCCGUCGUAUGCACUCUGAUAGCACCCUGCUGGACAAGAUGCGCCUGAAAGACUCCCUGUAUGACAGCCAGAGCACCACAAAGGCUGAGCGCAAGAAGGACAAAAAACUGAAAAAGCUGUCGCUGGGUUCAGCCAUGACAGCAGCAGACAGUGGCAGCAGUGAAGGGGAGAAAAGAGCCCGCAUCAAACGCAGCAAAAACUCAAAACAGCCAAAACCUAAGAAGCUCAAGAGUUCGGCUGCUCAAAGCGAGACAGACUCUGAGGCACGGAACACGCACAGUGAGGUACGAGACGUCGGGGAGGAUCUGACGGUGCAUGGGGGCUCCACUUCGAGCAUGCAGGGCUUGGGAAAGAUGCAGCCAGAGGAAUCGAUCAGGGAAGCGGAAAUGAGCUCCAGCGAGGGUGAGACCUGGAUCGCAGAUGAAGACAUUAUGGUCGAGUCAGGGGACGAUUCAUGGGACUUGAUCACCUGUUACUGUGGGAAGCCAUUCGCAGGCCGACCAAUGAUCGAGUGCAACCAGUGCGGCAUAUGGGUGCAUUUGUCAUGUGCAAAGAUCAAGAAGUCGAAUGUUCCCGACAUCUUUUACUGCCACAAGUGCAGGGACAUGCGACGGUCAGGACACAAAAAAGACACCUAGAGACAAGGGGAAUGAUGAGCACUCACCUUGUUUUUGCUGUCCUCUUGACACUUAACUUUCUUUGAUGCCUACAGCCAAAACAGCCUAAAUUAUCACCUGGAUGGCAACUGUAUUGUCAGUUUGUAGGAUUUCUUUUGACAAUCACAACCAUUCUAUUUAUCCAUCAUAUAUAUAUUUUUUAAUUUCUUACUUUCCCCCCCUUUGUCAACUGUGAAGAAACGGACAGAAGGCAACAGUGACGGUUGAGAAUCUUUUUUUUUGGUUACUAAACAAUUGCUACAUUAAUUGGCUUUAUUGUUAUAUACUGUGCUGGUGCAUAACUUUUCACGCUUGGUCUCACAUUCACAGAAAGUGCAUUUAUGACUUGUAAAUUAUUUCUUGACGAUAUAGACAAAUCAGUGAAAGUUUCCUUUAGUCUCUGAAGGAGUACCAUUCUCAGUUUGACAGUCAUUUCUUUCUAACUUUAAAUCAAUGCAAGGUUCACAUUGACAAAAGUAGAGCUUAUAUAUUGUGUAGCUUAAAUGUCACUCCUCUUAUUCAUUUAGAAGUAUGUCAUAAUGCUAGAUGGGCAGCUCAUUUCUGUUUAGUGAUUUUCUUUUUUUUUUCAGUGGUGAUCACUGAACUUAAAUAAGUAGAGCGCUCACUCCUUUGAAAUAAGAGAUUUUUUUGAAUUUAUAGACUCGGCUAAGAUGUAUUAGUUUGAAUCUACAAAAAGUUGCACACAGACAAUUUUUUUAACAGUACGUUUCUAAAAAUAUAAACCCCAGUAGAAUAUCCACUGCAUACAUGGGUGGAAAAGGGCAGUAUAAGCUACAGCAGAUGAAAUCUCUACUAGGCUGUGUACAUUCAUGAUUGAGCGCUUAAUGUUUCUCACUGUCUGGUUUGUUAAUCAAUCAUUGGUAGCUAUUUACCAUGAACAACAUUUACAUUAAAAGCUGUUAAAUUUUGA